AUGCUUACUUUUGGAAGUAUUCGGUUCCAAGGUGGAUGCCAGAAUGAUUACAUUGAGAUCUAUGAUGGGCCACCCAAUACUUCUCCUCUGCUCGGAAGGAUUUGUUCUCGUUCUGAUCUCAUGUACACCUCAUCCUCAAACUUUAUGUCUGUCAGAUUUCACAGUGACUCCAGAUACUCCGAUACAGGGUUUCAUGCAGAGUAUCAUUCCUUUCCAGCAGACCACAAUACGACCCUUCUGUGCUUGUCAACCUACAUGCAUGCAGUUGUAGACAGACGCUAUCUCCAGUCCCAGGGCUACUCAGCGUGGAACAUCAGCUUGUCUGACCCUUAUUGUAGACCAACAAUUACAUCGACUGAGGUUAUAUUCAAUGUACCGUACAAUGGCUGUGGUACAAGUAGACAGGGGAACAAUGAAACAAUCACCUACUCCAAUGUGAUAAGAGCAGCUGCUUCGGGUUACAUCAUCAAGAGGCAAAACGACCUUCGUUUGCACAUCAACUGCAAAAUGCUCCAGAAAACCUGGGUGCAAGUAAUGUACACUGUCGAUGACAUCACUGUCAGUGAAACCCAGUACGGCAGAUACGACGUGAACCUGACAUUCUACAAUUCCUCAUCUUUCCUGUGGCCAGUGCAUGACUUUCCAUACUAUGUUCACCCGAAUCAGAACUUGUUCCUUCAAGCUUCUCUUCACAGCUCUGACCCAAAUCUGGUGGUGUUUGUAGACACCUGUGUGGCAUCACCUGAUCCUAGCGAUUUUCAAACACUGACCUAUGAAUUGAUCAGAAGUGGGUGUGUUAAGGAUUUUACCUACUUUUCUUACUAUUCACCAUGCAGAGAAGUUGCUCGGUUUGGAUUUAAUGCUUUUUCGUUUGUUAAUCGAUACCCGUCAGUUUACCUGCGGUGUGAGCUGGUGGUGUGCAGGUACAAUGACUACUCUUCCCGCUGCUAUCAAGGCUGCUUUAGUAGGUUCAAGAGGAAUACAGGUUCUUCCCAGGGAAAAAUUAAUGUCGUUGUUGGACCUGUCCGGCUUCAGGAAGCUCACGCUGCGAACAGGAAUGCUGAGCUGGCCCCUGACAUCCAAGUGAAAGGGGACUCUCAGAGCCCAGUAGCUGCUGCCAGCUCCUAUGUUCCUCUGGCUGUUACCGCUGUGGUGCUGGUAGCUGUUGUUCUCACUGUCGGAGGAUUUCUUUUGAAGCGUAAACUGCGGGAACCCAUCCCAUACCAGAUAAUGUGA
Molecule: messenger RNA, 1236 nt
Organism: Eurypyga helias (sunbittern)
Lineage: Eukaryota; Metazoa; Chordata; Aves; Eurypygiformes; Eurypygidae
Gene: DMBT1L1
Product: deleted in malignant brain tumors 1 protein
Exons: 6
Coding region: 1-1236 (411 amino acids)
Cellular component (GO): cell surface
Source: RefSeq, a predicted model, not a curated record